Molecule: messenger RNA, 1860 nt
Organism: Ectocarpus sp. CCAP 1310/34
Lineage: Eukaryota; Phaeophyceae; Ectocarpales; Ectocarpaceae
Source: the annotation of a GenBank genome assembly
AUGUCAUUCUAUGAAUGUAUGAAUGUGUACGUCGAAAGCGGAGAUGAUGGAGAUCCGGCGGAAGAACUCUCGAAGUACAACCAAACUUCGGCCCUGGUGCAAGUGCAAAUCUCGGCGACUCUGUCGUUUUCCUGGCGUCAAUACCGUAGGGCAACGACGAGGCGAUCCAUCCCACACGCCAGCCACAAGGCAACGACCAACGAAAUACUCGCGGGUCAUCAGGUGCUUUCGGAGGAGACGGCCGCUGCCGGGGGCACGCCGUGCUGCAGGCGAGAAGACGACCUUAAGCCCGGCGGCCACGGCGGCUUGACAAAACAUCGCUUUCUAGACCAACACAAACGGCUCAAGGUGCCAAAAGGCAUGAUGGCGAUGGGCGUCCGCAGCAAGGACAGAGGGCCAACCAGCGGCGGUGCGUCCAGAGCAACCUCGACCACUUCAACAGCGAACAACAACAACGGCACUCAUCAACAAGAAACGGCACCGAAGAGAAGCGCGGCCACCGAGUUCAUCGGCGUCAUUCGGGCCCUGCUCUGGCUCUCCCCAUCUCCCCGCCACGCUGCUCCAGCUCCGGCGGCGGCGGCAGCACCGAUGGCAUCGGCGACCACCGCGGGAAUGGCGGCGAUUGCCCACGCCAACGAGGUGAAGAUGGCGGAAAUCGAUGCCGACAAACCACGAAAGCGACGGCAGUGGCGACCACGGACGGCCUUGGAUGUCAGCGGACACUCCUUCACCAAGCCGGUGCAGGCAAAGAUUGAACGCACCAAGUGCCUGCAACGGCAACCGGCGGCGGUGCCCGAGUCCUCCGAUGUUUCAACCGCAUCUUAUUCCCCCGCGCUCGUAUCCCAGAAGCCGACGUUUUGGGACUUCCAGGAGGGCCGCACGGAAGAUGACACCCACCACCCGGGUGGUGGGCGCUGGUGGACGCAACGAGAAAGAGGAGAAGCAGUGUCAGACGAACACCCGUCGUCGCUGCGUUCAGUGCGCGCUUGCUCCUCCGCCUCGACGUUGCCUCCGUCUCCUGUGGGGGGCACCGCCGCCGCCGCCGCCGCCGGUCCCCCCGAUGCUGCUCCUAACCAACCGCGAUCGGAGCUACCUCCCCUCGCUCCCAAGAAUGGGCGCAGGAAUUAUUGCAGCCGCAGGAGGUGUUCGCGGCAGUUACCGAGGAGCGUGUACGUCGUGUGAGGCUUGGUCGGGAUUGUCGCUGAAGCUUUGGUUGUAGAUGUGGUACGCAUACAAAAUAUAGUGGAAAUCGACGUUAGUCGGCGUUAUCGUUGUUUUUUUCCUUCCACCAUCGGCUUGGAUGACGGUGCCGUUCCUAAGAUACACUACUAUUACUACUAUACAAUAUUCAGGAGCACAGUCAGAAGUUGUUUUUCGUAUCGGUCGCUUCAUUUUUUGUUGCAUUUUUGCAGUACCCGCUUAGUUCUUUUGUGGUUCGACUCGUUGUGUGAGCUUGGCAAGGUUCCGUCACUUCGACAGUUCAUUGCUCGUGGGGGCAGUACGUCAGUGCAAGCAGACAGUCAGUCCAGUCUGCCUGUAGUGAGAUGGGGGUUAGAGGCACGCGAGGCACCUGGCUGGCCUGAUCGCGUUCCGACCAUUCACUAAUUAUUUUUAUACUCCUCUUACCUUUGCCAUGUGUAAUGUUUGUGUGUGUGCGUGCUUAUAACCAGAUACAAACCCGGAAACUUCCCCUCUCCUUGUGGCUCCACAUGUCGGGGAAAUAUAAUAGAGUAAACCAGGGUAUUAACGAACACCCCCCCUUUAACGAACACUUGUUUCAAAUGCACGUCCCUCGGCGCACAAUGCGCGGAGCCCCCCAAUUUUUUUUUUGAAAUCUUCAGCUUUCCGUUAGCUUUCGUU